This is a messenger RNA of Radiomyces spectabilis, 1920 nucleotides long. RefSeq names its product kinase-like domain-containing protein. Bases 471 to 1481 code for a protein of 336 amino acids. Gene Ontology annotation, cellular component: cytoplasm; Golgi apparatus. Gene Ontology annotation, biological process: regulation of vacuole fusion, non-autophagic; protein phosphorylation; vacuolar protein processing. Gene Ontology annotation, molecular function: protein serine/threonine kinase activity; ATP binding. NCBI's taxonomy places the organism in Eukaryota, Fungi, Mucoromycota, Mucoromycetes, Mucorales, Radiomycetaceae. The transcript is spliced from 7 exons. The record is from RefSeq and is a predicted model, not a curated record.
CCUUGGAACGUCAAAUACAUGAAUGAUGAUCGUAAGAAAAAAAAAAGGGCGUCACAAAAAGGUGCUGAAAUGAGACGGCCUGAACGAUGGCCCGAUUUGCUGAGCUGAAUAAAAAAAAAAAGAGAAUCUUUGGCUUCACUUUAAUAGCAUGUCGCUUCUGUCUACUUUUCGAGACAGCAUCUAUGCCAUCACGUCCUGCUGUUUUGCCAAUCCGACGCUCCAAAUCAAUCGACGCAGUUACAAGUUGAUUCGACUCUUGGGUGAAGGGUAAAUAUUCUCCCUAAUCAAGGCGCCACCACACUAUACACGGGUUAUCAUGAAGAGGAACACUCGGAAACAAAACGCAUUUGUUAAAGAGUCACUACAGUGUCCAAGAAACUUCCGUCAGACCCCGUGAAAAAAAAGUGAUGGCGCCAUGGAAGCAAUGACGGAACGUACGCGGGUUCCAUUCACUCAACAACGCCUUUUUCAUGUUCUGGUCUUGUAGUGGGUUUUCCUUUGUGUAUCUAGUGGAAGACGCUAGUGAACACCGUUUGUUGGCUGUGAAAAAGAUCCGGUGCCCUUUUGGAAGCCAGGCAGUAGCGGAUGCUAUGCGAGAACUUGAUAUGUAUCGCAUGUUUAGACACGAACAUAUUAUUCAAGUGCUGGAUACGGCAUUAGUCACGGAAUCGGAUGGGUCCAAAACUAUUUAUAUGUUUCUACCUUAUUAUAAACGAGGCAACUUGCAGGAUUGUAUCAAUGCCAAUAAUGUGAACAAGACCCAUUUUUCCGAACCGCUUCUUCUCCGUUUGAUUUUGCAAGUGUGUUAUGCGCUGCGUGUGUUGCAUACCUAUCGAUUACCUGAAAUACCAGUGACUCAUCCCGAAGAGUUCAAUACCAUUACCGGCCAACCCUAUCUCACCGCUUCACCGGUGACGGAUAAUCUGCAUUCUCCACAGAUGUCGUAUUCAACCACUUUUUAUGAGCCAACAGAGCAGUCAUCUGAUGCCACGGGCGCUCUUGUACCUUAUGCCCAUCGAGAUGUCAAACCAGGUAAUAUCCUGAUAGCGGAUGAUGGCGAGAAUGCGGUUCUGAUGGAUUUUGGAUCCGUAACACGAGCAAGAACUUCCAUCAAGACACGACAAGAUGGUUUACUGCAACAAGAUAUUGCAGCUGAACAUUCUACUAUGCCGUAUAGGGCACCUGAACUCUAUGAUGUUAAGACUGGAUCAGAGCUUAAUGAGAAGGUUGAUAUAUGGAGUUUAGGGUGUACAUUAUAUGCAGCCGCUUAUGGCCAGAAUCCUUUUGAGGCUACGAUGAAUGAUAUGGGUGGCUCGAUGGCUUUAACGAUCUUGAAUGGUCAAUAUAUCUUCCCUUCACACGACCCAUACAGCGAAGGCUUCCGUGAUCUCAUUCGAUGCAUGCUCAUCGUGGAUCCAACACAACGUUCAGAUGUUCAUGAGGUGAUUGCCAUUAUCGAGAGACUUUUAUCAACAUUAUAAUCGGUCUUACCGUCACACUCAACCGACCUCACCGUACUACGCUUACGCCUAAUCCUAGUUGUAAUUUUAUGUAAUACACAUCAGCGAAUGCAGUCGCCUUUACCAAGUUUGAAAAUCCAAGCGUAACCAGUGACAACGUGCUACGUUACCUUUGAUGAACGCCUGCGGCGAAUCUAUGGGUUUGUUCUUGUAACAGCCUUUUUUUUCUUUCCAACUGCGACCAUAUUGAAUACUACAUUGUUCUCAUUUAGACCUUGAUUCCCCGCCUGCAGUGAAAAGAUGGGGUUCUAUCACGGUUUUUCGGGACAAUGAAGUCCUCUGACUUUCCGAGUCUUUUCUUUUUAUCCAGUGGAUACAACAACAAUCCGAAUCGUCUUUUGACUUUUUUUUUUUUAAAUUAAAAAAUCUGGACUCGAAAAAAAAAGAACAUCACUAAAAC